AUGGACAUGUACUUGGGUUUCGUGGUUCUCGAGGGCCUCCUGGCCACGGCCAUCGUCUCCACCAACCUGCUGGUGUGCGCCACCCUCUGCUUGCACAGAGAGCUGAGGCACGUCACAAACUACCUGAUCCUGUGCUUGGCGGUGGCGGACCUGGGCGUGGGGGCUCUGGCCAUCCCUUUCUCCAUGGUGCUCAGCAUGGGCUACACCCUGUGCUUCUACACCUGCCUCUUCCUCACUUGCUUCCCGCUGGUCACCACCCAGUUCUCCAUCCUCCUCCUGCUGCUCAUCGCCAUCAACGCGCACCUGAAGAUCAGGCUGCCCAACAGUUAUGCCAGGUAUGUGAAGAAGAGGCGGAUGAUAGUCCUCGUGGCCUUCUGCUGGUUGCUGUCCCUCCUGAUAGGCCUCUCCCCGAUGAUGGGCUGGAACCGCUUGGCGCACUACGUGGAAGCCAACAACCACACCAUGGCAGUCAGCUCCCCCUCCGAGCGGAUUGCCUUCGUCAUCCUCGCCCGUGAUCUCCCUUAUGCGGGCUUCCUCUCCAAGGUUUAUCCAGGCCAGAACGUCAGUGACAGCAGGAUUCAUCUUGGGCACCUCGGCCGCUGCUCCUUCACGUCCGUCUUCAGCCCCGAAUACCUGGUCUACUUUGUCUUCUUCACCUGCACCCUGUUGCCCCUGGCGGCCAUGCUGGGCAUCUACCUCGACCUCUUCCGGGUUGUCCGCGGCCAUUUCCAGUCCCAGACGCUAUGGGCAGCCAAGCGAGGGGAGAUCCAGACAGCCCGCACCCUCUUCCUCUUGGUCGGGGUCUUCUGCGUUUGCUGGCUGCCCCUGCACAUUGUCUACUGCGUUCAGCUCCUGUGCCCUGGCUGCAAGACCUAUGAGUCCGUGGACCACUUGGCUAUCUUGCUCUCUCACACAAACUCCUUGGCUAACCCCCUCAUCUAUGCCCUGAGGAAGAAGGACUUUGGACGGGCCCUCCGCUCGGUGCUCCUCCAACAUGUCCUGCCCUGGCCCAGGCUGCGGUUCUGCUGUUGUCCCAACCCCAAAGUCCAUCCCCAGACCUGA
This is a messenger RNA of Heteronotia binoei (common prickly gecko), 1062 nucleotides long. RefSeq names its product adenosine receptor A1-like. The transcript has 2 exons. Gene Ontology annotation, biological process: G protein-coupled receptor signaling pathway. Gene Ontology annotation, molecular function: G protein-coupled receptor activity. The coding region runs from base 1 to 1062 and encodes 353 amino acids. The record is from RefSeq and is a predicted model, not a curated record. NCBI's taxonomy places the organism in Eukaryota, Metazoa, Chordata, Lepidosauria, Squamata, Gekkonidae. Gene Ontology annotation, cellular component: membrane.